UCUUGCGUCAUCGUUCCGCGCCACGUGCAAUGCAAAUGUGGAGGACAUCGUCAAUCAAGCAUGGGAAACCUUGGAGGUUUAUUUCUUUUUCUCGCGCCACUAAUCUGGUGUCAUGUUUGGGGUGUUGCAGGUCACUCUCUGCCCGCCUGCCACGAGCAGCUGGAGUUCAGGUGCAGCGAUGGCUUGUGCAUCCCGAGAUCGGAGGUGUGUGACGGACACACAGACUGUAAAGACGGAUCAGAUGAACACCACUGCGGUCACCUGUGGUGUAAAAAAGAUGAAUUUGCCUGCUGCAACGGACGGUGCAUAUCUUCACGUUUCCUUUGCAAUGGCGUGGACGACUGUGAAGACGGGAGUGACGAGGCCUUCUGCCAGAACUGCACCACCCCUGGCUCCUUUUCUUGCAAGCCAUCUGACACCUGCAACCCGCAGACGUCUCCCAAGUGUACGUCUUCUGAGUUUCAGUGUGGAGAUGGGCAUUGUAUUCGCCAGAACUGGAGGUGUGACAACUCACCAGACUGCUCUGAUGGCAGCGACGAGGACAACUGUGAUCAGAACGAGUGUGAGGUCAAUAAUGGAGGCUGCUCUCAUCAAUGUGUGGACCAGAAGAUGGGAUUCCAUUGUGACUGCCCUGGCAACAUGAGGCUGGUCGGGGACAGCCACUGUGAGGAGGUGGACACGUGCCUGGAGAACGAUGUGUGUGAUCAGCUGUGUGUUCACAUAAACGGCAGCCUCGCCUGUGACUGCCACGAGGACUACCAGAUGAAUCCAACAACCAGAGAGUGCAAGGCCAAAGGGAACGUGGCUCAGCUUUUUUUCACCUCUUCUAAAGGAAUGUGUUGGACAAGCAUCGCUGGCACCGAGUACAGGGAACUGGCUGCACAUUUACAAGGACCAGGCCCAGUGGCCGCCUUGGCCUCUAACCGAACACUGUACUGGGCCCGGCAAGGAAAAGGCUCCAUAUACAGGAUCUCCAUGGAUGGAAAGCUGCAGGAUUCAGUGUUGGUGCUGAAAGUUCAAGGUUCAGUGUCAGGCCUGGCUGUGGACUGGGUCCACCAUCUCCUCUACUGGACCAGUAUGGAGAGCGGUUCUGUUAAUGUUGGCCUGCUAGACGGUUCGGCUCAGCGUCGACUUAUCGCCAGACUGGACAAACCUUCUGCAGUGGCUCUGGAUCCUCUCCAAGGGCUGCUUUUCUGGGCUCAGUCUGGCCGCCCCCCAAAGAUUGAGAGAGCCAAGUUGGACGGUCGGGACAGAAUGGCUCUGGUCACUUCCUUAAUACUCUACCCUGUCGCUCUCUCUCUGGAUAUGCCUCGUCAGCGCUGCUGUACGGUAGACCAGGAUUGAGAAGCUACUCCAGAGUAAAUCUAGACGGCCGUGACCGUAAGACAGUGGUAGAGUCUAACGGCUAUUUGGAUCGGCCUUUUGGACUGGCUGUUGUUUGAGGGUUUUGUAUAUUGGAGUGAAGAAGUGACACGCUCCAUCUGCCGAGCCAACAAACACAACGGUGGUGACCACCAAGUACUGCUGUCAAACGUCACCUCACCGGGUGGUGUGGUCAUCAUCCAACCUGCUCUCCAACCAAACGGUCCAUCUGAAUGUGGGCAUACCGGGACGCUGUGUAAUCACGAGUGCACUGUUGACCUGCUGUCUGAGAGUCCAGAGUUCAGCUGCACUCCUCCAGAAAAACGACAAAACACACCUCAAGAAAUUCCUGCCAUUUCUCGCACCGUUCCUACAUCAACUUUAUCUGACCCGACAUCUGCUGGAAUCCUCUCUGUUAUCAUGUUUCUUAGUGUGCUGCUGGUGGGAAUGGCUCUGUGGUGGUGGAGAGAGGAGUUCAGACCAUCCAGGUCUCUCACUGAGCAGAGCAUCUCCCUCAAAGAGUCCCAGGACCCGCUCAUCAUCCAGGGCCCGCACAUGGCUCCAAAGUGUCUCGUGAAGGCAAGAGAAGAAACUUUGUUUAAGCUGGACUUGGACGGUGAAUGAAGACGGUGCAACACAGAUGGCCAGCUGCCUGGUGCUGUCUCAAUCCCCGCAGUGACCUCAAGGCUGACAGACGACAACAAACCUGUCGUCUUGUCUCAACUCCGUGUGCAUUUUAAGAGAAAUGACCCGGUGGUAAAUAUCAGAGUUUAGAUGAGUAGAAACUUUGGAGCAGUAACUUUUGUUCUGCAGAAGUGUUACUUUCAGCUCUUGUGGCUCCAGAAUAACUCUUUAAUGAUGAUUAUGAUGUUUGCUUAUAUUCUAUAGAACAAGCCUACAUCGAUUUUUCUGUGCUUUGAAUAUCAGCACAGAUGAACUUGUACAUUUUGCCUUACUUUUCAAACCCUUAAUAUAAAGCAUUUUCCUCAGUGAUUUACCAGUUAUGUUACAACUGUAGCUCAGUGGAAAUGUGAUCUGUUUAGAUUAUAGCUGAAACAAUUAGUUCAUUAAUCGCUUAGUUCUAAAGAAAAUGAAUGAGCGGCUAUUUUGAUUAUUGAGUCAAAGUAUUGAACAUUUGCUGGUUCCAGCUUUUGUUUUCUCUUUUGUGAGAGUAAACUAAAUAUAUAUUUGGAUCUGACAACAACAAUCAAUUGGGAGACAUUUUUCACUAUUUUUGGAGAUUUUACAGAUCAAUUGAUAAUAGGAAUUGUAAGAGGAAAUGCUGAAAAAAUCUAGAAUUCUUUGUCUUUGAAUGUUGGAAAAAAUGUUUUGGUGCUGCAAUGGGAACAAAUGUAUUUUGUUUUGUGAAAUGUCUCUUGGAGGUUUGGUCUUGUGCUCAGAGCCUGGUGUUAGUGUUGGAGUGAGUGUUUGGUUAAUUGACCUUUGUUCUUUUGUCUUAUUUUAGUCUCAAAGAAACUGUAAAUCCGUUGGACUGAUAUAAAUCCAUCGGCAGCAAUUGAGAGAUCAUUCUGUAAGUGUGCCCUAUCUGCUGAGUUGUGUGUGUGUGUGUGUGUUGGUAUUUAUUUUUAAGAAUGUGUUUUAUUUAUUUUUGGGCAGUAUUACACCCAUUUACACCAUGGAUACAAACUGUAAAAUGCUGUAUAUGAAUCAAAUAAAGCAAUUUUAGUUUUCCUACAUA
Molecule: messenger RNA, 3061 nt
Organism: Etheostoma spectabile (orangethroat darter)
Lineage: Eukaryota; Metazoa; Chordata; Actinopteri; Perciformes; Percidae
Product: very low-density lipoprotein receptor
Exons: 13
Coding region: 61-1344 (427 amino acids)
Biological process (GO): receptor-mediated endocytosis
Cellular component (GO): apical plasma membrane; signaling receptor complex; plasma membrane
Molecular function (GO): hormone binding; protein binding; calcium ion binding
Source: RefSeq, a predicted model, not a curated record